AACAGUAGAACGCCGCGAAAUAAGAAUUGUCGCUUGCCCGCAAGAUGGAGUCAUUUUAGCGGAGGGCCCCACUGUGAAACUCAUACCGACUCUCCUGUGGCGAUGGAUUGGGGAAAUUGGUGGAUUCAAGUCUGCCACGGCAGAUCACCACCAUCACCGCUGCAGGUCAUCGCAAAGGAUUGGUCCAUCUGUCUUUUUGACAUUCUUUGCAGGACAUAUUCCCCAUCAACUACUGUAUGUGGGAAUCCUUUGUCACUAUCAGUAUCCAUGUAUUUGUGUGGAUCGAAUAGCUCACUGAGCAACCCGAAGCGAAUCACCAUCCGAUUUGGACGGAUGGCGUGUUUAAUUGCAGGCUAUCUCUGGUUCACUUUCGGUGUACCAUGGAUUGAAGCAAGUCAACCGAUCUCCGAUUAAGAUUUUGAAGGCUUCCGCCAGUUCCGCCCACUGUGG
Molecule: messenger RNA, 450 nt
Organism: Aspergillus pseudotamarii
Lineage: Eukaryota; Fungi; Ascomycota; Eurotiomycetes; Eurotiales; Aspergillaceae
Exons: 1
Coding region: 103-414 (103 amino acids)
Source: RefSeq, a predicted model, not a curated record